AUGGCUACCCAACUCCCAGAAAUGGAGAACGAGAUCUCCUCCACCACCCUCAAAGGCCCCGAUCUGAGGUUCCGACGCACUACGUUCUUCAAAGCCAGCCUCCACGAACUCACUAUCACCACCUCAACCCUCACCUCCUGCAUCCUAACCAACAGUACGAUCUCAAGCUCCACCAUCAAGGACUGUACCAUCUCCAACUGCAACAUCGCAAACUCCACGCUGGUCGACUGCAAGCUCACCAAUUGCAACCUGCAAGAAAGCCCCUUCGUCAAAUCCAAGUUGUCAGGAUGCCAGGUUACGACUUCAUCUUUGACAUUGAGGAAAUUUCCGUUUGAGCUGAGAGGCAUGAUAUUCAAGGAUUGUCUGAAGAUUGAGGGUGGGAAGAGUCCACAGUUGAUCGUUGCGUUGAGAGGCGACAAGGAACUUUAUGAGCAGGCAUUGGAGGUUUACUACAAGGUGAACUACCUCACCCUGCCGAACGAUAACCAAAUCGAAUAUCUUGAGAGAAUAUCUGCAAAAGCUCUCUCUAGGGUGAGCAUGCUUAGAGUUAACACGCCUCCCGAAUACGAAGCAAUUAAACUCCUGUCAAAAAAGUCCUCCGUUCGAACAGCUCUCGUGGUUAAAUGUGAACAUUUUCGUUCUCUGUGGACGGUCAGUCGCCUUAUCGUAUUCUUGGGAACCAUAACGAAGCUUGUUCUAGAACUUGACACAAGCUGGCUGGGAGAGUAUUACCGGGAUGAAUGGCACACAAGACUUGGCGUUAAAGGGAAUCCCAUCGAUGGUGAGAUAGAUGGUUUACGCAAUCUUUGGUGCUGGCAGGCCGAGGAAGGGAAAAUCCUUGAACUGCACCUGAUAGUUUUUGGUUGGCUAUCGCCAAAGAUUCAAGCACUGGCAUGA
Cadophora gregata is the source of this 897-nucleotide messenger RNA. RefSeq lists its product as uncharacterized. The record is from RefSeq and is a predicted model, not a curated record. Lineage: Eukaryota; Fungi; Ascomycota; Leotiomycetes; Helotiales; Ploettnerulaceae. Bases 1 to 897 code for a protein of 298 amino acids. The transcript is spliced from 3 exons.